GUCAUGUUUUCUCAAGAAAAAUUGUAAGUUUUCACUUAUUUCAUAAAAAAUAGAUGAGUAAUUCAUAUUUUUGACUUUCAUCAAACUUUUCAGUGAAAAUGACCGCGGCAGACAGGUGGAGGAAGAUGAAAGGUCCGAGGAAAGCUACACCGAAGAAGAGUAUCUGAAAGAGGAUCAGCCGGAAGAAGUCAAUCCCGAAGGACUUGAAGAAUCUGAUCCGGAAGCUGGCGGGAUUGAUUACGAUCCGUUUACGGACGACGAGGCUGGACCUUCUCCAUCCCCCCGGGAAAGCGGCGGAAAGUGCGAAAAGUUGUUUUCACUGGAAUGCAGUUUUUGUCAGAGAUUGUACCGAAGUCAGUUAAGGCCAAAAGAAAACUUCUCGGCGCAGAUCAGUGGUGAUUCUGUGCAGGAGGUGGUAGCAAAUAUGUGGGAGUCAGGAAAAAUCCUCAUCAAACGGGAAGUUAUGUUUGAAAACGGAAUCCCGAAAUGGGCUCCUGAUGAAAUCCCCGGAGAAGAAUCCGCAGAAAAGUUCCUCAUCGUGUAUGACGUAACCGCCCAUAAAUCGUAUGCCACGACGAAUCUAACCCCGAAAAAGCUGCAAAAGUGGUGUAAUCAGAUUGUUAAGGUGUUUGUGUACGCUUACUCCAAGGAAGUUGAGACCAAGGGUCAGUAUGGGGAUGUUCUCAAAUACUUAAUCAAUCCCAAGAAUCCUGAUCGGGCUGGAGCCAACUCUAUGAGGGAGGAAGCUGCUUUGGCAAAAGAGUUGAGAGAGCAAAAUCCGCACCUCGAAGGUCAUUCCAGCUCCCGGCUGCUGUGGGCGACCACUAUUUACACUGCCUCUGCCCACGAGCAAGAAGCUUUGAAGGAGGCGCAACAUCCAGUCCAUCGAGGAAUGGUCGUGGGGAAUACGGACAAUUCUCGAUGGUCGAAGCAAAUCCGGGAGGUCAAGGAGGAGCUUCACACAGCAUUUAACAUCAUUCAAGGAGCAAUCAGAAAGGUGGAGAUCAUGGAAGCGGAAUCGAACGCAAGCAUUGAUAUACUUUCUGCGAUGGAAUCGGCUGUGCAACCCGAGGAGAGCGAGUUAAGCCAACAGUUGGCUGCCGAGGUUACAGAUAGUAUCGAUAUCGAUCACAUUUAAUCAUUUUGAAGUGAUUUUAUCACAUUUAUGUUUUCUUACAUUCAUGAAACAAACAAUUUCGUAGAAAGUCAAUAUUUAAUCAGUACUUUUAUUCCUCCACUGCUUACGAUAUAAAUCUAGCUCAAAUUUCUUCGAGUCUUGUCCCAAUCCUUUUUCUGGCAAAAAUGAACCUCCAGCAAAGUACCCGCAGUUCUCGAACAGUUUGAGGCACAAAUAAGUUCGAAAUCGAUUGAUUGUAUCGAUAAUUUCAUGAAAAAUCGGUUCGUUCUGCCGAUGGUGGCGCUGCAAAUCUUUUUUAACCAUUUCUGCAAGUAAAAAUAGUAAUUUGUUCGAUUUUUCAUUAAAUAAACAAAAAAAAGUUUGACAAUCAGAACAAGAUGAAGGAAUCACAACAAAUUUGGCUUACACACUGAUCGAGAAAUAUCAAAUUGAGUUUGACAGAAAAAAGGCGGAGA
Molecule: messenger RNA, 1593 nt
Organism: Culex pipiens pallens (northern house mosquito)
Lineage: Eukaryota; Metazoa; Arthropoda; Insecta; Diptera; Culicidae
Exons: 1
Coding region: 425-1138 (237 amino acids)
Source: RefSeq, a predicted model, not a curated record